Messenger RNA from Aspergillus luchuensis, 1488 nucleotides. It is a transcript of the gene glkA, whose product is annotated as glucokinase glkA. The record is from RefSeq and is a predicted model, not a curated record. Gene Ontology annotation, biological process: glucose 6-phosphate metabolic process; glycolytic process; intracellular glucose homeostasis. Gene Ontology annotation, molecular function: fructokinase activity; glucokinase activity; mannokinase activity. Bases 1 to 1488 code for a protein of 495 amino acids. Gene Ontology annotation, cellular component: mitochondrion; cytosol. The transcript has 2 exons. Lineage: Eukaryota; Fungi; Ascomycota; Eurotiomycetes; Eurotiales; Aspergillaceae.
AUGUCAUCUGCUCUGCUGUCCGAGGCUGCGCGCAUUGCCAGCCAGUUCGAUUACCCCGCUGCUGAGGUGCAACGUGGAGUAACGGAAUACAUUCGCGAGAUCGAUGAAGGUCUGUCCAAGGAGCACACGACCCUCAGUCAGAUCCCGACCUAUGUCACGGCAGUGCCCAAUGGCACGGAAAAGGGUUUGUACCUGGCAGUAGAUCUCGGCGGCACCAACUUCCGCGUGUGCUCGAUCGAUCUACAUGGAGACACUACCUUCUCCCUUACCCAGUCCAAGAUCAUGAUUCCUCGUGAGACCAUGGCGUCCGGUACGGCCAAGGAUCUCUUCUUGUUCUUGGCCCGCCAGAUCGAAUCGUUCCUGCGCAUUCACCACAACGACCACUUCGAAGCUCACCUGCGACGCCGCAAUGAGAAGAAUGGCAACUGUGAAGAGGACCUGUUCGACUUGGGUUUCACCUUCAGUUUCCCCGUGCGUCAGCUGGGCAUUAACAAGGGUACCCUGAUUCGCUGGACGAAGGGCUUCAACAUUCCCGAUGCGGUGGGUCAAGAUGUCUGUGCCUUGCUGCAGAACGCCAUCGAUGAUCUGGGACUCCCGGUGCGCGUGGCUGCCUUGGUCAACGACACUGUCGGAACUCUGAUGGCUCGUUCAUACACUUCUCCUGGAGAGACGGGCACGUUCCUGGGUGCUAUCUUCGGCACGGGCACCAAUGGCGCCUAUGUGGAGAAGCUGGACCGCAUCACGAAGCUGCAGACCAUUGAACACUCCGAGUACGACAAGACCACCGGGGAGAUGAUCAUCAACGCCGAAUGGGGCAGUUUCGACAACCACCUGAGUGUCCUCCCGAACACCAUCUACGACCAGCAGCUCGAUGCCGACAGCAACAACCCGGGCAUCCAGAUGUUCGAGAAGCGCGUCUCGGGUAUGUUCCUGGGCGAGAUCUUGCGCCGCGUCAUGCUGGACAUGCAGCGCAACGAAUCUCUGGGCUUCCUCAAGACUGGCGGGGCUUCCACGGUGUCUGUGCCCAAGGAGUCUUCCCUGUACCGCCAGUGGGGUAUUGACACCAGCUUGUUGAGUCUGGUCGAGGCCGACAAGACCGAGAAUAUGGAGCAGAUCAAGGUCGCUUUGAAGGACCACCUCAAGAUCGAACGCCCCACCACCGACGACUGCAAGGCCAUCCAGACCGUUGUUCAUGCCAUUGGCAAGCGUGCUGCUCGUCUGAGUGCCGUCCCGCUGGCUGCUGUCCUCCUCUCUACUGGCAAGCUGCAAAAGGACGACCUCGUAGAUAUUGGUGUUGAUGGCAGUCUGGUCGAGUUCUACCCCAACUUCGAAGGCUACAUGCGCGAUGCCCUCCGCGAAGUGCCCGAGGUUGGCGAAGCCGGCAACAAGAAGAUCCGCAUUGGUAUCUCCAAGGAUGGCAGCGGCGUGGGUGCUGCUCUGAUCGCCCUCGUCGCUAGCAAGGAGGAUGCCCGCAGAAAGGCGCAAUAG